GAAAAAGUACUCGAGCAUGUCGUGAACGCUGACGUCGGCUCGUGUUUCUCGAUUGUUUACCUAUUUUGGUUUCCAACAUUAGCAAACCGUGUGUUCUGUCGUACCCAUCUAUGCUACAUUGCUAUCAGUGCAAGUAUUUUAAACAUCAAAUAUCUCAAAGAAAUAAUUGCUAAAUUGGGAUAUUUAUUACUUGUUUUUAACUACAUUAAGGUUAACGCUAGGCUAUAUGGUUGGUGAUUUUCAAGUUGUUCUGUAAACUACGGCACUUGACUAAUGAACCGGGCUGACGCUAGUCCAAAAUUGGAAACACUACUGGAGAAGACUUCAACGAUUUCUAACUUACGAUGUCCCGUAAGUGAAGAGGUUCUAUUUGCUGAUGCUGAUUUGCUGAUACUGCAAUCGAACCUUGUUUUCAAUCAGCAAGCGAAUGUGUAGCAAAAUGCUAUAUUACUCCCUAAGGAGACAAUUGGUUUAAACCCGUCUUUGUGCCUUUAGGGCACAAAACACAAAUAUAAUUAGUCUAGAUGUUUGCGUUUCGGCUUCGUCUAUUCAGAAUCACGGAACUUGAUCAGUGCACCGGGCUGACGCUAGUCCACUACACUACUUAUGCUGAAAACAUGUUUAAGGCCGAAACUCCAAUAGAUGACUGUGAUAGCGACGAUACACAUGACAUCGAAGAAGUAAAUGAAUGCCAGAUUCAAUUUGAGGCCGAAGAUUGCAAAAUAUUCGAAGAAUCCUGUAUAGGAACUGGAAGCGCCGAGUUAAACGAAGAAGUGGUUGAUAAAGAAGAACCUGAAAACAAGUCAUACUCGUGUGAAGUAUGUAACCAAAAGUGUCGAAAUAAGCGGAGUCUAAAAAGGCAUUACCGAUGCGUUCACGAAAACGCAGCCAAGUUUAGUUGUAACAUAUGUGGUAAGAGUUAUUGGACCGUUAGCGACGUAACAAGACACAAACGAGUUCACACUGGUGAAAAGCCAUACAAAUGUAACGUCUGCGAUAAAUCUUAUUCGUGCAACCAGACUCUUACAGAGCAUAUAAGCGUGCACACAGGUGAAAAACCAUUUAACUGUGACAUUUGCGCAAAAAGUUUCAGUACCCAGCGAAGACAGAAACAGCACAUGCGAACACAUACCGAUGAAAAAAUAUUUAAAUGUGACAUCUGUACCAGAAGCUUUAGUAAAAUUGAAAACCAGAGGCAGCAUAUGCUAACACAUACUGGAGAAAAACCUUAUAAAUGUGACAUAUGCGACAAAAGUUUCCGCUUUCCCACCAGUCUAAUUAAGCACACUCGACUUCAUGCAGGUGGGCUGAAGUGUGACAUUUGUGACAAGAUAUUUUCGUUUCAUCAUCAACUUGUCGAACAUCUUCGUACCCAUACCGGCGAAAAACCAUUUAAAUGCGACAUUUGUGGCAAAGAAUUUGCAAUUCGAAAAGGUUUCCUGACUCAUAAGCGGCUUCAUAAAGACGACCGACCUUAUGAUUGCCAUUUAUGCAAGGCAGCGUUUAUCCAGCCCGCAGGACUUAAAACUCACAUGUUGGUUCACACUGGGGAAAAGCCGCAUACUUGUGAUAUCUGUGGGAAAGGCUUUAAACUUAAAAACGCCCUGAACAAACAUUUACGUGUACACACAGGCGAAAAACCGUUCAAAUGUGAUAUCUGCGGUAAGCAGUAUAUUGUGCGAAGAGACUUAACUAUUCAUCGGCGGAUCCACAACGACGACCGACCAUUCAAGUGCAAAAUAUGCGAGUCGGCAUACACCCGCGCCGUAACGCUUAAAGCCCACAUGGUGAUUCACACGAAUGAGCGAUCACAUACUUGCGAUAUCUGUGGGAGACACUUCUCCAGAAAAAAUUCUCUGAACCUUCAUAUGCGCAUUCAUACUGGCAAAAAUUUAUUCCACUGUGACCUCUGCGGUAAAGGAUUUACCGUCAGAGCCAAUUUAUUGAUUCAUCAGCGAAACCAUAACAACGAUCGACCAUAUAAAUGCGAUAUAUGUAAUUCAGCUUUUACCUCGUCUACCUCGCUCAAACAACACAUGUUGGUCCACACAGAUGAACGGCCAUUUACGUGUGAAAUAUGUGGGAAAGGGUUCGUCAGAAAAUAUCAACUUCUAAGUCACAUGCGUGUACAUGCAGAAGGAAACAUUUACAAAUGUAAUGAUUGUGGCAAAAGCUCCAGUCAUAAGCGUUUUAACAAGACGCACAAGUGUUCACUCACCGCGAGCACAGUCUGUGCCGUAACAACGAAUAAGGCUUACUCCUGCCGCAUAUGUAGCAAAGAGUACAUCAGGCCUGAACAACUUGAGGAGCACAUGAAUACGCAUGACGGAAUAACUUCGGAUAUUGGCGUUUCACCAUAGCUGGAAUCAAUUUCGGAAAUAUCCGAUUCAAAGAAAGAAUUUGACUGAUUACGAUGUUAGAUAUAAGAAUAUUUUUCAGUAAGUUUUCGGGCUAUUGAAUUAAUUAUGAAGUUAAAUUGUCGAAUUGAAAAACCUAAAUAAAU
Molecule: messenger RNA, 2503 nt
Organism: Topomyia yanbarensis
Lineage: Eukaryota; Metazoa; Arthropoda; Insecta; Diptera; Culicidae
Product: zinc finger protein 260-like
Exons: 3
Coding region: 525-2360 (611 amino acids)
Biological process (GO): regulation of transcription by RNA polymerase II
Cellular component (GO): nucleus
Molecular function (GO): DNA-binding transcription activator activity, RNA polymerase II-specific; RNA polymerase II cis-regulatory region sequence-specific DNA binding
Source: RefSeq, a predicted model, not a curated record